AUGGCGUCCGUGCCGGUAUCAGGAGUCAGCUCAGCCACUGUCUUACUCAAUAACGGCGUCAGCAUGCCUAAGGUUCAUCUUGGAGUCUACCAAUCUACGAAUCGCACCAAGAAUGCAGUGAAGUGGGCGUUGCAGGCAGGAUAUCGAGCUAUUGACUGCGCAGAAACGUACGGAAAUGAGAAGGAAGUUGGCGCUGCUAUCAUUAGCUAUCUCAAAGCCAAUCCUGAGUUGAGCAGAGAUGAGAUUUGGUUCACAACCAAAUUGCGAGUAAACACGAGUUACGAUGUCACGAGAUCAUCGUUGAAGGGCAGUAUCAAGAGGACAAAAUUGGGAUAUGUUGAUCUAUAUCUCUUGCAUACGCCUUCUGGUGGACGAGAAAAGAGACUGGAGUGUUGGAGAGCGUUGGAAGAUGCUCUGAUAGAGGGGGAAGUCAGGAGUAUUGGUGUGAGUAAUUAUGGGAUAAAACACCUUCAGGAGCUUCUUGAUUCAAAGCCAAGAGUGAUCCCAGCAGUCAAUCAGAUCGAAGUUCAUCCGUUCAACACCCACUCCAAUCUCACAGCAUUCUGCCAAAAACAUGGAAUUGUUGUUCAAGCGUAUUCCCCUCUCGUUCAAGGAAGACGUAUGGAUCAUCCUACUAUCGUGGAACUUUCAAAGAAGCAUAAGGUAUCUCAAGCUCAAAUUCUGCUGAGAUGGGGCAUUCAAAAGGGAUUUGUAGUGUUGCCGAAGAGUACAAACCAAGAACGCAUCAUUGCCAAUGCAGACAUCUGGGAGUUUGAGAUUGAAGAAACUGAUAUGGAACGUCUCGAUGGACUGGAUGAAGGUCUGGUAACCGAGUGGGAUCUUCUAGAUACAGAAUAA
Messenger RNA from Mollisia scopiformis, 858 nucleotides. RefSeq names its product Aldo/keto reductase. NCBI's taxonomy places the organism in Eukaryota, Fungi, Ascomycota, Leotiomycetes, Helotiales, Mollisiaceae. Bases 1 to 858 code for a protein of 285 amino acids. The transcript has 2 exons. The record is from RefSeq and is a predicted model, not a curated record. Gene Ontology annotation, molecular function: oxidoreductase activity.